ACAAAAAAAUCCCAACAACAAUACAACUAGCCUUCUCUUGUUAAAGACAACACAACACCACUUCCACUCACAAACCCCCCACUUUCUUCUCAUUUCUCUCCAUCAUUGUCACCUUGAAAAAGAAAUAAAAUCCAUUUUCAGUUUUCACACUCAAAUAUGCAACGAACUAGCUACUAUUAUUAGUUACUUCAUUUCUUCAUUGAGUUCCCAUUCACUUUUUCCACUUCUUUCCCUCUGAAAAUCUUUUCUUUUUCUUUGGUUUUAGGCUAAUUAUCUUGUUUAUCUGCGUUUUUAGCCUGGUUUUUUUGUGAGUUGUAAUGGGUCGGUUCGGUUUUUGAGAAAGUGGGGUUUGUUUAAUUACUUUGGCUGUGUUCUAAAAUGGGUAAUUGCUGCUGUGGAGGGCAACCUUCAAUAUACAGAGUCUCUUCUAAUGCAAAAUCUGAGUCUCCUAAGGGUCAGAGUCCAUCUCAAAAAGCAAGGAUAGAUCAUACUAAGAUGCCUUCAAAUCCUGAAGAAGUAGAAGACUUGCGCCGUAGUUCAGCUACAAAUCCAUUGAUUGCGUUCUCUUUCGAUGAACUUAAGAUAAUGACUGGCAACUUUAGACAAGAUUACAUGCUGGGGGGAGGAGGAUUUGGUAAUGUUUAUAAAGGAUAUAUUACUGAAGAUUUAAGGGAAGGAUUCCAACAAAUUACAGUUGCUGUUAAGGUUCAUGAUGGAGAUAAUAGUUAUCAAGGCCACAGGGAAUGGCUGGCUGAAGUGAUAUUUCUUGGCCAACUUUCGCAUCCAAACUUGGUAAAGUUGAUCGGUUACUGCUGUGAAGCUGAUCAUCGGGUUCUUAUAUACGAGUAUAUGGCUCGGGGAAGUGUAGAAAACAAUUUGUUCUCGAGAGUGUUACUUCCUCUUCCAUGGUCCAUUAGAAUGAAGAUUGCCUUUGGUGCAGCUAAAGGACUUGCUUUUCUGCAUGAAGCCGAGAAACCUGUAAUUUAUCGUGAUUUUAAGACAUCUAAUAUCCUGUUAGAUGUGGAGUACAAUGCUAAGCUCUCUGAUUUUGGCCUGGCAAAAGAUGGACCAGUUGGGGACAAAUCUCAUGUUUCUACUCGCAUAAUGGGAACCUAUGGAUAUGCUGCCCCUGAAUAUAUUAUGACAGGUCAUUUGACUCCGAGGAGUGAUGUUUAUAGUUUUGGUGUAGUUCUACUCGAGCUUCUUACAGGAAGAAAAUCACUUGACAAAUCCAAACCAGCCCGAGAACAAAACCUUACUGAUUGGGCUCUACCAUUGCUUAGAGAAAAGAAAAAGUUGCUCAACGUUAUAGAUCCAAGACUCGAUGGAGAUUAUCCCAUAAAAGCUGUUCAUAAAGCUGCAAUGCUUGCUUAUCAUUGCCUAAAUCGCAACCCAAAAGCACGACCUUUAAUGAGAGAUAUUGUAGAUUCCUUGGAGCCUCUUCUGAUACCUGUUGAAGUUCUCACAAAUGAGAAGCCUACUUUGACUGUGAUUACUGAUACUCCCAAUGGAGUUAUCAAAGAAAAAUGCACAGUUUAACAUGAUUGCAAUGUGUUCUAACUUUCCUAGCACUAAUAGAAAGCUUUGGUACAAUGUUUUACUUUCUUGUAAUACAAGGAAACAGAGAUUUUACUUGUUCUUCUGGAUUAAUAUUGGUUCAAUUCACUGUCCCCCUUUUCCCUUUC
Molecule: messenger RNA, 1685 nt
Organism: Nicotiana tabacum (common tobacco)
Lineage: Eukaryota; Viridiplantae; Streptophyta; Magnoliopsida; Solanales; Solanaceae
Product: putative serine/threonine-protein kinase PBL16
Biological process (GO): protein phosphorylation
Molecular function (GO): protein kinase activity; ATP binding
Source: RefSeq, a predicted model, not a curated record